AUGUCCGAGAACCUGGCAAUCGUUCGAAGCCGACUGAAUCGGCCUCUCACAUAUGGUGAAAAGAUCCUGUAUUCACAUCUGGAUGACCCGCACAACCAAGAUAUCGAACGAGGAGUCUCCUAUCUCAAGCUUCGACCUGACAGAGUGGCAUGUCAAGAUGCUACUGCCCAGAUGGCUAUUCUUCAGUUCAUGUCGGCUGGCAUGCCGUCCGUUGCUACCCCGACCACCGUUCACUGUGAUCACUUGAUUGAGGCACAGAUUGGCGGAGACAAGGAUUUGGAACGAGCAAAGGACAUCAACAAAGAAGUGUAUGACUUCCUGUCUAGCGCUUGCGCAAAGUACAACAUUGGCUUCUGGAGGCCCGGCUCCGGUAUCAUCCAUCAAAUUAUUCUGGAGAACUAUGCCUUCCCUGGUGGUUUGAUGAUUGGAACCGACUCCCACACCCCGAAUGCCGGUGGUCUCGGUAUGGCAGCUAUUGGUGUCGGCGGUGCUGAUGCCGUUGAUGUCAUGGCGAAUCUGCCAUGGGAAUUGAAGGCACCCAAGUACAUUGGUGUCAAGUUGACUGGUGAAAUGUCCGGCUGGACUGCUCCCAAGGAUAUCAUUCUCAAGGUCGCUGGUAUACUUACAGUGAAGGGCGGCACUGGGGCUAUCGUCGAGUAUCAUGGUCCUGGAGUCAACUCGAUUUCCUGCACUGGCAUGGGCACCAUAUGCAACAUGGGUGCUGAGAUUGGUGCGACGACCUCCCUAUUCCCAUUCAACGAUCGCAUGUAUGACUACCUGGCGGCUACCAAGCGCAAGCAUAUUGGUGACUUUGCGCGUUCCUACGCUCAUGAACUCCGUGAGGACGAGGGAGCCGAGUACGACCAACUGAUUGAACUCAAUUUGAGCGAACUGGAACCUCACAUCAACGGACCAUUCACCCCGGAUUUGGCUACACCAAUCUCGAAGUUCAAAGAUGCGGUAAAGGAGAACAAGUGGCCCGAGGAGUUGAAAGUUGGGCUCAUCGGUUCUUGCACAAAUUCAUCCUAUGAGGACAUGUCCCGCGCCGCUUCGAUUGCUCAGGAUGCUAUGGAGCAUGGCGUGAAGGCCAAGUCCCUCUUCACCGUCACUCCUGGCUCUGAACAAAUCCGUGCUACGAUUGAACGCGAUGGUCAACUGAAGACGCUUGAGGAAUUCGGAGGCAUUAUCCUGGCCAACGCAUGCGGUCCAUGUAUCGGUCAAUGGGAUCGAAAAGACGUCAAGAAGGGCGAGCCCAACUCGAUCCUUUCCUCCUACAACCGUAACUUCACCGGCCGAAACGACGCAAACCCCGCCACCCACUCCUUCGUCACGUCCCCCGACUUGGUGGUGGCCUUGACCAUUGCCGGAGAUCUCAAAUUCAACCCGCUCACUGAUACCUUGAAGGACAAGGACGGCAACGACUUCAAGCUCAAGCCACCAACUGGCGAUGGUCUGCCCAAGUCUGGUUACGACCCCGGCCGUGACACCUACCAAGCACCACCGGAAGUCCGUUCAGAGGUGGAGGUCAAGGUGUCUCCCACGUCCGAUCGUCUUCAAGUGCUGAAGCCUUUUGACCCUUGGGAUGGAAAGGACCAGAUGAACCUUCCUAUUCUGAUUAAGACCAAGGGCAAGACGACCACUGAUCAUAUCUCCAUGGCUGGUCCCUGGCUCAAAUACCGUGGUCAUCUUGACAACAUCUCCAACAACAUGCUGAUCGGCGCCAUCAAUGCUGAGAACGGCGAGGCAAACAAGGUCAAGAACCAAGUGACUGGCAAAUAUGACUCUGUCCCCAACACUGCCCGUGAAUACAAGAAGAACGGCAUCAAAUGGGUUGUCGUCGGUGACUGGAACUACGGUGAAGGUUCAUCCCGAGAACACGCUGCUCUCGAACCCCGACAUCUUGGUGGUCUUGCCAUCAUUACCCGAAGCUUUGCCCGUAUCCACGAGACCAACUUGAAGAAGCAAGGAAUGUUGCCACUGACUUUUGCCAACCCUGAGGAUUAUGACAAGAUUAACCCGGAUGACCGAGUCGACCUUCUCUGCACUCAACUGGAGCCUGGCAAGCCGAUCACCAUGGUUGUGCAUCCUAAGGAAGGGAAGCCUUGGGAAUGCCAAUUGACGCACACGUUCAACGAGGGACAACUCGAAUGGUUCAAGAAUGGCAGUGCGCUGAACACGAUGGCCAAGGCGCACGCACACUAA
Molecule: messenger RNA, 2202 nt
Organism: Capronia coronata CBS 617.96
Lineage: Eukaryota; Fungi; Ascomycota; Eurotiomycetes; Chaetothyriales; Herpotrichiellaceae
Product: aconitate hydratase, mitochondrial
Exons: 3
Coding region: 1-2202 (733 amino acids)
Biological process (GO): tricarboxylic acid cycle
Cellular component (GO): mitochondrion; cytosol
Molecular function (GO): 4 iron, 4 sulfur cluster binding; aconitate hydratase activity
Source: RefSeq, a predicted model, not a curated record